Messenger RNA from Penicillium verhagenii, 4035 nucleotides. Its product is annotated as ABC multidrug transporter mdr1. Gene Ontology annotation, cellular component: membrane. Bases 1 to 4035 code for a protein of 1344 amino acids. Gene Ontology annotation, molecular function: ATP binding; ATP hydrolysis activity; ABC-type transporter activity. Lineage: Eukaryota; Fungi; Ascomycota; Eurotiomycetes; Eurotiales; Aspergillaceae. The transcript is spliced from 3 exons. The record is from RefSeq and is a predicted model, not a curated record. Gene Ontology annotation, biological process: transmembrane transport.
AUGCAGCAACCAGAAGAGGGGGCGCUCGCCGUGAGUAAAGUUGGGGAGGUUAUCGCUGCGGAGACCGAGAAACGUGCCGAUCGGGUAGAUUAUGCAAGUGCAGAUCAGUCCCUUACUCCAAACGAGACGGAGAUUGCAGAAAAGACUGCUCUGUCAAUAGAUGAAGAUGCAACCUUUGCGCACCUCCCCGAACAUGAGAAAGCAAUUCUCAAAAAGCAGCUUGAUGCGCCCGUGGUCAAAAUUUCCUUCUUCGGGCUAUAUCGAUAUGCAUCCAAGCUCGAUCUCCUCAUCAUCGCCAUCAGUGCUCUCUGCGCCAUUGUCGCAGGUGCAGCUAUGCCUUUAUUUACAAUCCUUUUUGGUUCAUUAGCAUCGGCAUUUCAAGGCAUCGAGCAGAAGACAAUUAGCUAUGAUGCCUUCGUUCAUGAACUCGACAAAAAUGUCCUCUAUUUUAUUUAUCUGGGAAUCGCCGAGUUCGUCACCGUCUAUGUUAGCAUGGUAGGAUUUAUCUAUACUGGAGGUCAAGUUACCCAAAAGAUUCGCGAGAAUUACCUCAAAGCUAUUCUGCGCCAAAACAUCGCCUAUUUCGAUCAACUUGGUGCUGGUGAAUUGACCACCCGCAUCACAUCCGACACCAACCUCAUCCAGGACGGUGUUUCCCAGAAAGUGGGCCUGACCCUGACGGCCCUGGCCACUUUUGUCACGGCUUUUGUUGUGGCAUAUGUGAAAUAUGCGCGUCUCGCAGGCAUCUGCACAUCCACCGUUGUCGCUUUGACCCUUGUCAUGGGUGCAGGAUCUCAGUUCAUUAUCAAAUAUAGCAAACUAUCCCUCGAUAAUUACGGCGCCGGAGAUACGGUAGCAGAGGAAGUCAUCAGCUCGAUCCGGAUUGCCACAGCUUUUGGAACACAGGAAAAAUUGGCAAAACAAUAUGACUCGCAUCUGAGUCUAGGCGAGAAAUACGGAAUUCGCCUACAGAUAUCCUUGUCCUUGAUCAUCGGCCCUAUGUUCGCCAUCAUGUUUUGGAACUAUGGCCUCGGCCUUUGGAUGGGUUCACGUUAUCUGGUAGCGCACCAGGUAAAUGUUGGUCAGAUCUUGACAGUCUUGAUGGCUAUCUUGAUUGGAUCAUUUAGUUUGGGUAAUGUAAGCCCCAACGCCCAGGCAUUUACCAGCGCCAUCGCUGCCGCUACCAAAAUUUUCAAUACGAUCGAUCGGGUUUCGCCAGUGGAUCCUACGUCUACAGAGGAGGGUGUAAUCUUGGAUAAUGUGGAAGGAAACAUUGAACUUCGAAAUGUUAAACAUAUCUACCCGUCUCGCCCAGACGUCACGGUUAUGCAUGAUAUGUCGUUGUUUAUCCCCGCUGGAAAGGUUACCGCGCUCGUUGGUCCGUCCGGUUCGAGUAAAAGCACUGUAAUGGAUCUUAUUGAGAGGUUCUAUCUUCCAGUUGGUGGGACGGUGCUUUUGGAUGGUCAUGAUACCCAGACAUUGAAUCUACGCUGGCUCCGUCAACAAAUUGCCCUCGUCAGUCAAGAGCCGGUACUUUUUGGAACAACAAUUUACAACAAUAUCCGCCAUGGACUUAUAGGAUCCAGAUUUGAGAAUGAGUCAGAGGAAAAAAUUCAAGAGCUUGUGGAAAAUGCGGCGCGCAUCGCUAACGCUCAUGGCUUUAUCUCUGCACUUCCCCAAGGCUAUGAGACCAGCGUGGGUGAAAGAGGAUUCCUUCUCUCUGGCGGACAGAAGCAAAGAAUUGCAAUUGCUCGUGCCGUUGUAUCGGAGCCAAAGAUCCUGUUACUGGAUGAAGCAACCUCAGCUCUGGAUACUAAGUCAGAAGGUGUUGUCCAAGCUGCGAUUGACCGGGCCAGUCAGGGACGGACAACCAUUGUCAUUGCGCAUCGUUUAUCUACGAUCAAAACUGCGCACAAUAUUGUCGUCCUACUCAAUGGCAGAAUCGUGGAGCAAGGUGUACACGAUGAUUUGAUCCAAAUGGAUGGGCCUUACUCUAAACUGGUUGAAGCACAGCGUAUCCGCGAAGAGAACACGGCUGAUAUAGCCGACCAAAACAAUGGCUAUGAUUCCGAAGAUUCCUCCAGAAUCAAGGAUCUCGUGCAUAUACAAUCUGCCAAUAGUGACUCAAUUUCACAGAAGGAUCAGACCGCAUCCAACCUAUUCGAGAAGGAUAUUCGUCGAGUAGAUUCUCGAAAAUCGACCACUGAACCCAUAUUUGCCACUGGAGACCCUGACUUUGCACCAAAAUACUCUCUUUGGACUUUAAUCAAGUUCAUCGCCUCGUUUAACAAGCAAGAAUGGCGCUGGUUGAUCGUUGGCCUGAUAUUUUCUUGUCUGGCAGGUGGUGGUCAGCCCGUCCAAGCAUAUCUCUACGCCAAGGCUAUCAGCGUUCUCUCGUUACCUGAGUCCAUGUAUGAACAACUUCGACAUGAUGCCAACUUCUGGUCAUUGAUAUUUUUCGUCAUCGGUAUCGUCCAACUAAUCACAUUCGGAACCCAUGGGAUUGCGUUUGGUAUCUGCUCCGAGCGUCUGGUUUCCCGCUCUCGCAGCAAAGCUUUCCGAAUGAUUCUCCGGCAGGAAAUCAGCUUCUUUGACAGAAGUGAAAACACAACAGGUGCCUUGACAUCGUUUUUAUCAACCGAAACGAAAUUUCUGGCUGGUAUUAGUGGACAAAACCUUGGAAUGAUAUUGAUGACAUCUACGACGCUGAUAGCCGCUAUGUGCAUCUCGCUCGCAUUCGGUUGGAAACUGGCUCUCGUCUGUAUCUCCACAUUACCGGUACUACUGGGCUGUGGCUUUUACCAAUUCUACAUGCUUGCUGCGUUCGCGCAAAAGUCUAAAUCUGGCCAUCAGGAUUCAGCCUCCUACGCCUGUGAAGCCACUUCGUCGAUUCGAACGGUAGCUGCUCUUACUCGCGAACAGGACGUGUGGAGCAAUUAUCACAAUAUACUGCAAGCGCAAAGCCGGGCAAAUCUCCUCUCCGUUGUGAGAUCAUCUAUUCUCUACGCUGCCUCUCAAGCUCUUGUCUUUUUCUGCGUCGCACUUGGCUUCUGGUAUGGCGGUACGCUACUAGGGCGUGGUGAGUAUACUGUUUUCCAAUUCUUCGUUUCUUUCUCCGAGGUCCUCUUUGGCGCGCAGUCCGCUGGUGCCGUAUUUUCCUUCGCUCCGGAUAUCGGGAAAGCGAAAAACGCUGCCUUCGAGCUUCGGAAGCUAUUUGAUAUUCAGCCAAAGAUCGAUACAUGGUCCACCGAAGGCGAGGUCAUCAAUAACGAAAAUGGAGAACAGUCGGGCGCGAUCGAGUUCAAGAACGUCCACUUCAACUAUCCGACCAGGCCCAGCCAGCCGGUCCUCCGGGGCUUGAAUCUCAGUGUUCAACCGGGCCAAUAUAUCGCUCUGGUGGGGCCAAGUGGAUGCGGAAAAAGCACAACCAUCGCGCUGCUCGAGCGCUUCUAUAAUGUUACCUCUGGGGAAAUUCUUAUCGACGGAAAAAACAUUGCCGAUAUCAAUAUCAACUCGUACCGGAGCCAGUUCUCGCUUGUUAGCCAAGAGCCCACCCUCUAUCAAGGCACGAUCAAAGAAAACAUCAUGCUUGGCGUCAACCACACCGACAUCUCAGAAGAUGAAAUCGUCCAGGUCUGCAAAGAUUCUAAUAUCUAUGAUUUCAUCAUGUCUCUUCCAACCGGUUUCGACAGCGUCAUCGGAACGAAGGGAAUCAUGCUAUCGGGCGGCCAAAAACAGCGCGUGGCUAUUGCCCGUGCACUGUUGCGGAAUCCGAGGGUUUUGUUAUUAGAUGAAGCCACAUCGGCACUUGACUCACAAUCCGAAAAGAUCGUUCAAAACGCCUUGGAUGCAGCGGCUCGUGGCCGGACUACGAUCGCAGUUGCUCACCGACUUAGCACCAUCCAGAAAGCCGACAUGAUCUAUGUAUUUGAUCAGGGUAGGAUCAUUGAACAGGGCACACAUCAUGAGUUGCUGCGCCAGAAAGGCCACUACUACGAGCUUGUCAAUCUCCAAAGUCUGGGGAAAGCUCAUUAA